Tripterygium wilfordii is the source of this 1963-nucleotide messenger RNA. Its product is annotated as allene oxide synthase, chloroplastic-like. Gene Ontology annotation, biological process: sterol metabolic process; jasmonic acid biosynthetic process. Gene Ontology annotation, molecular function: oxidoreductase activity, acting on paired donors, with incorporation or reduction of molecular oxygen; monooxygenase activity; iron ion binding. The transcript has a single exon. NCBI's taxonomy places the organism in Eukaryota, Viridiplantae, Streptophyta, Magnoliopsida, Celastrales, Celastraceae. The coding region runs from base 222 to 1790 and encodes 522 amino acids. The record is from RefSeq and is a predicted model, not a curated record. Gene Ontology annotation, cellular component: chloroplast thylakoid membrane; chloroplast envelope.
ACCCAUACCCACUCACACAAAUGCACACACAAAUACUAUCUACAGGGUUCGAACCCUUCCCACCGGGUAGAAAUAUACUAAUGGAAACUAGUUAAUUAGGCUGCCACCAUAGCAGGACCGACCACACUCCAAUGUCUCUAUAAAUAAAGCUCCACGUAUCACCACUUUCGGUCUACGUAAAAUACCACUUCCACUCACUCAGCAUCUUCUAUUCCUCGUCAAUGGCUGCUGCUUCUUCUCUCUCCGCUUUCCCAACUCUGAAAUUUCACAUCCGACCUAAUAAAAAAUCACCAUCUAAGCUCUCCCACCCUUGUUUCUCUCCUUCUCCCAUCUAUGCUUCAAUUUCCGAGACCAAACCGUCCACGGUGACUCCGUCAAAAUCCGACAAACUCCCGGUCCGUCCAGUCCCUGGAAGCUAUGGUCUUCCUGUUAUCGGUCCAAUUAGUGACAGACUUGAUUACUUUUACAAUCAGGGUCGGGACGAGUUCUUCAAGUCGCGGGUUCAGAAGUACCAAUCCACGGUCUACAGGGUCAACAUGCCACCUGGUCCCUUCAUAGCUUCGGACCCACACGUCAUCGUUUUGCUUGACGGCAAGAGCUUUCCCGUCCUCUUCGACGUAACGAAAGUUGAGAAGAAAGACUUGUUUACCGGCACUUAUAUGCCUUCCACGACCCUUACCGGCGGCUACCGUAUUCUCUCCUAUCUGGACCCGUCGGAGCCGAACCACGCCAAGAUCAAAAGCAUCAUAUUCUCGCUUCUGAAGUCUCGACGGGACAACGUCAUUCCGGAGUUCCAGUCGAGCUUUACAGAGCUCUUUGAGACUCUAGAGAAGAAUCUCGAAAACAACGGCAAAGCCGCUUACAACGACCCUAACGAUCAAGCCUCCUUUAACUUUUUGGCUCGAGCCUUCUUCGGGGCGAACCCACCCGAUACUAAACUUGGGGUUGAUGGACCCACACUGAUUAGUAAGUGGGUUCUGUUUCAACUCAGUCCAAGUUUGACCCUUGGGCUCCCAAAAAUUGUUGAAGAACCGACGAUCCACUCGUUCCGUCUUCCUCCAUUUCUUGUCAAAUCUGAUUACCAGCGACUCUACGAUUUCUUCUAUGCGUCGGCGGGGUCAAUUCUCUCGGAGGCCGAGAAUUCGGGGAUCUCGCGGGAAGAAGCCUGCCACAACAUUGUGUUCGCUGUAUGCUUCAAUUCAUUCGGUGGCUUGAAGAUCCUCUUCCCUAAUCUGAUGAAGUUGAUCGGCCAAGCCGGGGUCAAACUACAUGCUCAAUUAGCUCAAGAGAUCCGAUCAGCCAUCAAAACCAGCGGUGGAAAAAUCACGAUGGCGGCAAUGGAACAGAUGCCAUUGAUGAAAUCGGUGGUCUACGAAGCUCUCCGCAUAGAGCCGCCCGUUCCAACACAGUACGGUAGGGCAAAGAAAGAUUUGAUAAUCGAGAGCCAUGACACUGCCUUUGAAAUAAAAGAAGGUGAGAUGUUAUUCGGUUACCAACCGUUUGCUACCAAGGACCCGAAGAUAUUCGACAGAGCGGAGGAGUUCGUGGCGGAUCGGUUUGUGGGCGAGGGUGAGAAGUUGUUGAAGCACGUACUGUGGUCGAAUGGGCCGGAAACCGAGAGCCCAACCGUCGGUAAUAAGCAAUGUGCAGGUAAAGAUUUCAUAGUACUGGCUUCAAGGUUGUUUGUGGUGGAGCUGUUUCGCCGUUACGAUUCGUUUGAGGUUGAGGCGGGGAAGUCGGCGUUAGGAGUUGCCGUCACUGUAACUUCUUUGAAGAGAGCGAGUUCUUGAAUUGCAGGGGUAAUAAAUAAAUAUGGUUUAUUAAUUACAGCGAAUAAUGAGUCGGUCUCUGUGCUGUCGUUAAUAAUUUGGAUAGACUCCUAUGUUUUUUCUUUGUUUUUUCAAUUAAAGGUUCCAUGAGCAAUAGAAUAAUGAGAGGACCCAACAGCAUUGCCUUCUCAAAA